Molecule: messenger RNA, 1194 nt
Organism: Leishmania mexicana MHOM/GT/2001/U1103
Lineage: Eukaryota; Euglenozoa; Kinetoplastea; Trypanosomatida; Trypanosomatidae
Exons: 1
Coding region: 1-1194 (397 amino acids)
Cellular component (GO): mitochondrion
Source: RefSeq, a predicted model, not a curated record
AUGCGAUUCCUGGCAAAGGCGGCCACCACCUCUGCCGUCACGCUCGGCGUAGGGGCGGCGGCUUUUAUGUGCUAUCAGCGCGCCAGAAACCCAGACGCAGCAGCGGGGACGAGUGAGGCGACGAAGGAGCUCUCGGCGAAGGAGUUCAAUGGACUGCAGAACGCAACGCGGCUGAAGGAGGCUCUGGCACCGUCACACCUGCCGUGGACCUUCCAUGCACAAAAGGACCGGUACACGAACCUUCGCGAGCUGACAACGCAGGCUUCGCAGGAGACUGCGGCCGCGCAGCCGCCUGGGCGGCGAGCUUACACAGCCUCCUCGUCAGAUAUGAAGCUCAUCUUCUACCGCCUCCUCGGCUGUCCGUACUGUGCCAAGGUGGAGGCUGUACUGCAGUACCACGACGUCCCAUAUGAAGAGGUGCACGUUGAUCCGCUGAGCGGUAAAGGACUGCCAGACCGUCGGUAUCAGCUUGCUCCGCAGCUGUACUUGGCCCCUUUGGCAAAGCGCAACAGCGGCGGCGCCGAGGCAGCAGCCAUAGAUAGCAAUGGCGUGUAUUUGGUGGACUCCGCGGAGAUUGUGUCUCAGCUUUCCGGGCCGCUGAAGUACGCGGCGGAUAUUGCCAAUCCGCACAUCAGCGCAACCCGGGACUGGAUCACGAACCACUUCCACGGCGCCUCCUUUGCCAUCACGAACAACUCCUUCCGCGAUGCCUACGACACGUACACGUAUGUGACACCGAGCAGCUACCAGAACUUCUUCUACCGCGUCGCUGGCAGCGCCGCACUAUCGGUGCUCUCGCGCUACAAGAUCCAGCCGAAGCUUAUUGCAAAGAUGGAGUGCGCUGACGGCCCGGACGCCGCCGCACCGACAGGGGCCCCGGCGAGCACGGACUCGAAUGGACUGUGGAUGCUGUCGGAGGCGUCGCGCAAGGCACUCGCGGCGACGGUGCGCUUCGGUGCAGCGGAGGAGUGGCUGCGGGCUGAGCUGCAAACGUUUCUGCAGCGCCGCCAACAUGGCAAGGUGUUUCACGGUGGCAGCAGCCCCGACCUGGCAGACGUGGAGAUGUACGGGGUGACGCGAGUGGUAGACCAGCACCCACGGCUCGGUACUGUGGUGCGCGAGGGCGCCUUUGGCGAGUGGCAGACCGCAAUGCGGGAGAAACUGAAAGCGAAUACAGGAUCGGUGUACGCCUGA